This is a messenger RNA of Salpingoeca rosetta, 622 nucleotides long. RefSeq lists its product as uncharacterized. The record is from RefSeq and is a predicted model, not a curated record. NCBI's taxonomy places the organism in Eukaryota, Choanoflagellata, Craspedida, Salpingoecidae. Gene Ontology annotation, biological process: translation. The transcript is spliced from 4 exons. Bases 68 to 406 code for a protein of 112 amino acids. Gene Ontology annotation, molecular function: structural constituent of ribosome; small ribosomal subunit rRNA binding. Gene Ontology annotation, cellular component: mitochondrial small ribosomal subunit; ribosome.
CAGUGGCACAUUACACGAGAAGCACAACCAGCCACCGCACAACACGCACAAGACCAACACACGCACGAUGCCUUCGUAUGAGCUGUGCAUGAUCAUGCGGGCGCUUCGCUCGGAGGCGCUGGCAAAGGAGCUGGUCCCCAUACUGCAGAGAGUGCAGUCGUUGGGUGGCGUUGUGCAGGACGUCAAGAGCGUCGGGUCACAGCCUCUUCCACACAAGAUGAAAGCACACUUUGAGCACCACGACAAGGGAACGUACUCGUUCUUGAGGUUUGAAUCGAGCCCAACGGCGUUGCCGCAGCUGGACACGGCGCUCAAGCGCAACUCAUCCAUCAUUCGACACAACUUUGUCAAGCUUCCCGCGCUCGACGCGAAGCCAAUGACCUGCCGCUUCAAGCCAAAGAGGUGACAUGGGUGCUGAACAAACAACAGCUACCAUUUGUCUCUGACAGCAACCGCAAUAGCACUACAACCACCUUGUGUGCACUCUGCGUUCUCAUCUGCGUUGCAAAGUCACUGCUGUUUUUCGUCUUCAGGUCCCCCCCCCCCUCCUUAGUGUUGUUUCUCCUCCUCUCCACUCUCUUGGUGUCUGUACUUUCCGACCAAUUGAACCAAGCAUCCUCCA